Messenger RNA from Topomyia yanbarensis, 1888 nucleotides. Its product is annotated as BTB/POZ domain-containing protein KCTD9. Gene Ontology annotation, molecular function: protein binding. The coding region runs from base 229 to 1320 and encodes 363 amino acids. The record is from RefSeq and is a predicted model, not a curated record. NCBI's taxonomy places the organism in Eukaryota, Metazoa, Arthropoda, Insecta, Diptera, Culicidae. Gene Ontology annotation, biological process: protein homooligomerization. The transcript is spliced from 2 exons.
AAUAAGUACUAUUGAUCUGAUAUCUGAAAGGAGAAAUUAAAACUGAGCUGUUGAGGUGACAAGCAGAAAACAAAAAGUGCGAUAGGAAAAAAAUCUGACUAGCUAGAUUUACGUUUGUAAAAGUUGCCCAAAUCAAGUUAAAAAUUUAAUAUCAGUGUAACGAACAGUUCCAUCCUAGCUUAUAAUUCCCGUACAAUAGUAUUGGCCAUAAGAAAGAUAUAGGUAGCGAUGAACUCGAAGAAAUUUCCUUCUUCUUCGACAAAUAAUCGCCUAGGCGAUGAUUGUCUACCUUCAAGUUCUGGCUGCAGUAAUUCCAAACAAACAAAUACUCCAUCUCCAUCAAAAGAAAACAGUCUGAGUAAUGCUAAUAGCAAGAAGCAUACAACACCAUCCGAACCAACCCCGUCCAAGUGGGUCAGUCUGAACGUUGGUGGAAAAGUUUUCACCACAACACUGAGUACACUGCUGAAUAAAGAACCCCGCAGUAUGCUGGCUCGGAUGUUUGCCCAGGAAGAUGCAAUGUGUCCCAGCGACAAGGACAGCCAAGGUGCUUUUCUGAUUGAUCGCAGUUCGCAGUACUUUGAGCCGAUACUUAACUAUCUCAGGCACGGGCAAUUGAUUUACGACGGCCACUUGAGUUUGGAAGGAAUUUUGGAGGAGGCAAAGUUUUUCGGUAUUGAAGGCCUUAUUCCACAGCUGGAAAGUUUAGUGCAACAGCAGCAGGCUGCCAAUAUGGAGGAUUUACCGCUGACGCGUCGGGAUGUAAUAAGUGCUCUGAUAAAGACAUCCCAGAUGACGGAACUGCGCUUCCAGGGCGUCAAUCUGGCUGGUGCUGAUCUGCGAAAGCUGGAUCUGCGUCAUAUUAAUUUUAAGUAUGCCUGCCUACAACGAUGCAACUUGUCCCUAGCUAAUUUAAACUACUGCUGUCUUGAACGAGCUGAUCUUAGUUUUGCCAAUUUGGAAGGAGCCCAGCUGUUGUCCGUGAAGGGGCUUUGUGCUAACAUGGAAGGUGCUAAUUUGCAGGGUUGUAAUUUCGAGGAUCCGUCCGGAGUGCGGAGUAAUCUCGAAGGGGUUAACUUGAAGGGCGCCUGUCUAGAAAAUAGCAACAUGGCUGGAGUGAACUUGCGGGUGGCCAAUCUUCGGAAUGCAAAUCUGAAGAAUUGCAACCUUAGGGCGGCGGUGCUUGCGGGGGCGGAUUUAGAGCGCUGCAAUCUUUCUGGAAGUGAUCUGCAAGAAGCAAACCUCCGUGGAGCCAAUUUCAAAGACGCACAGCUUGAGCUUAUGCUAACUCCACUGCACAUGUCCCAGGCUAUUCGCUAGUUCGAAAGUAAAUGGUUGAUCGAGUCGGUUGAAUACAUUUUCACUAUAACAAUUGUAAUAAAAUACACGGACAAACUUGAAUUAUACGGGGCUAGACAAGGUAGGACAACAACAUUUUGUCUUUAAGGACCAGCGAAAUAUGUAACACGGUCUGACUGAUUCGGGUUCCAAUGAGAUGUGCUAGAUGUUCAUUGCAUUAGGUAGGUUUUGUGUAUAGGUAUCUAUAUAUUGUGGCAAUAAUUGAGUUAUAACAAAUAAAGGAAAAUCUUAGGAAAUUCAAGCGUAUCUACAAUUAAAAGACCAGUUUCGUGUGCAAUUAAAGCUAUCGUCAACAAAACAAGAUAAAAUUUUAUUAUCAAAAAUAUAUUAAAAAUUUGUUCUUUUCUAAAAUCAAAACACUCUGUACAAUUGCUCGUCACAUAAACGGUUCUUGCUGAAACAACUUUCGAUCCAAUCAAGCUGCAGAACUUCUGGCUCAAUACUUUGUUUGGGAAAACUGUCAAUCCACUGCUUCAAGUGGUUCUUAUCCAAUUCUGUAUUUUUUAUCACAAAUAUAUUAGUAACACAA